Messenger RNA from Colletotrichum destructivum, 825 nucleotides. RefSeq names its product Putative tyrosine-protein kinase, active. The transcript has 2 exons. Gene Ontology annotation, molecular function: ATP binding; protein kinase activity. Gene Ontology annotation, biological process: protein phosphorylation. Lineage: Eukaryota; Fungi; Ascomycota; Sordariomycetes; Glomerellales; Glomerellaceae. The coding region runs from base 1 to 825 and encodes 274 amino acids. The record is from RefSeq and is a predicted model, not a curated record.
AUGGAUGAAGAGCAGGAUAACGAAGACCUAGCCAUCGAAAACCUCAAGAAACACAUCGAUAAACUCCCGCCUGAUGCAUAUGCGAUUUUAAUCUCUCCAGACGGAAGCCUGUACCCUCUCUCUUGCAAUCCCGAGGACGACGAAACCACCAGCGUGUACUAUCCGCCUUUGGAGAAACUUGAACCGCCAGAGGGCAUCCAGACUAUCACUCGCUCGGACCUGGAGGAAAUUGAUCGAAUUUCUUCAAAUGUCGAUCUCGUGUCGUAUCAGGCACACCCCGAUGCUGGCGGUGGAAAGAAAGUCGUCUUCAAAUACUACUUUCUGCAUCCAAACAUAGUUCCGUUCGACCGGCUCGUGCUGGACGAACUGAACGGUCACGUUGUUGGGUCCACAAGCGUCUACAUUCCCGGCAGCACCAUUGAGUACAACCGAUCACGCGUCUUUAAACUCGAGUGGCUUAAGCAGCUGACUCGCGUCGUGGACGACCUCAACCUCAAGCACGGCAUCAUGCAUCAGGAUAUCGCUCCACGGAAUCUUCUCGUUGAUCCGUCCACAGACAACAUCCUGGUGUUUGAUUUCAGCUACUCGGGUCGCAUUGGAGGUAUUGGGCACAUCAGCAAGCGAGACGACGUCAAGGGUGUCAUAUUCAUCACAUACGAGAUCAUCACCCUCGAUAAACACUUCAGGGAGGUGCCUUACGACCAGCAGGACCCCACUGAAAUCCAAGCGUUGGCCGCAUGGCACAAACACCCAGAUGUGCACCUCGAUCACCACGUCUCGGAAUAUCGAUCAGUGCUGAAUCACUGGGUGAAGGGGAGGCCGUAG